AUGGCCGAAGAUGAUGCGCGCCCGUUAUCAGCCAAGGAAAGCGCCCUUGGGAAAAUUGUCUACGAGAUUCGCAACAACCCUAGACGCAUUUCUCCAAAGCUAGGAAUUAAAUGUAACCUUCCUUCCUUACAGCCGCGCAAGCCAGACUGGAACUUCGAACAUGAAUUUCGCCUUGUGACCCCGAAGACAAACAUUGUAGAUGUUUGA
This is a messenger RNA of Penicillium angulare, 207 nucleotides long. RefSeq lists its product as uncharacterized. NCBI's taxonomy places the organism in Eukaryota, Fungi, Ascomycota, Eurotiomycetes, Eurotiales, Aspergillaceae. The coding region runs from base 1 to 207 and encodes 68 amino acids. The transcript has 2 exons. The record is from RefSeq and is a predicted model, not a curated record.